Molecule: messenger RNA, 2640 nt
Organism: Dovyalis caffra
Lineage: Eukaryota; Viridiplantae; Streptophyta; Magnoliopsida; Malpighiales; Salicaceae
Source: the annotation of a GenBank genome assembly
AUGGCAAUCACUGCCAGAUCCGACCCCAAUCCUGGAUCAACCACCGUUCAACCACAUAACCACAACCAAAACCACAACAACACUAGUCAUUUCUCAAAUCAACCCCCCCACAACCACAGCACCGCCAACAACUGCAGCAGCAAUAACGGAACGGAUUGUAACAAAAGUGACAGGAUGAGUCACCAGAGAGUUUCUUCUGCGAGGGAGCAACCACUUAUACAGGUGGAUGUGAAGAUAAAUGAUAUAGUAGGGAAUGGAAUUUCGGGGAUUUUAUUUAAGUGGGUAAAUUAUGGGAAAGGUUGGAGGCCGAGAUGGUUUGUUUUGCAAGAUGGAGUGUUGUCGUAUUAUAAAAUUCAUGGACCUGAUAAGAUUGUUGUUAAUCGAGAGACUGAGAAAGGAUCCAAAGUUAUCGGUGAAGUAUCUAUGAGACGGAUUUCCAGGCCUAAGAAUGGGAAUUCGCAGAAUAGGCGUAAGCCUGUUGGUGAAAUUCACCUCAAGGUAUCUUCAAUCCGUGAGAGCAGAUCAGAUGACAAGAGGUUCUCAAUAUUUACUGGCACAAAGAGGCUGCACCUGAGAGCAGAGACACGCGAGGAUCGCUUGGCAUGGAUGGAAGCAUUGCAGGCUGUGAAGGAUAUGUUCCCUCGUAUGUCUAACAGUGAACUAAUGGCUCCUUUGGACAAUGUGGCUGUCUCAACAGAGAAGCUGAGGCAGCGCCUUCAAGAAGAGGGAGUGAGGGAGGAGGUGAUACGGGAAGGUGAGCAGAUCAUGAGAACUGAGUUUGCAGCGCUGCAGAACCAGAUAGUGCUUCUCAAGCAGAAGCAAUGGCUUCUCAUUGACACACUUCGCCAGUUAGAGGUUAUUGUCUCAGUGCAGACUGUGCUUGUAAUAGUGUCAUUUUUACUGGUCGUUUUGGAAGUCAGAGAUGCAAUACUGAUGAUGAGAUUGGUUUCACCAAGUGCUAUGACAACUUCUCCUAAUGUUGACUCCCUUGAUGAGCUCUCCAGCUUUCAUGCUUUCUUUGUUCUCCAAACUUGGUAUUGCAAGACAGAUUCUGUUGAAGCUGGUGAGUGUUGGAAGCAAACAGACCUUGGUUUUCCUGUGGUGGAACUUACAGAAAAGGUUGACCUGGAGAAUACUGUAGUUGAUGAGAGCCAGAGGCAGUUGAAUGAUCAAGGCACAUCUUCUUCUCUUCUGAGACAAGACAAGUUUAGUGAAGCAAGUGUCAGUGAAUCUGAUGAAGAUAAUGAAAGAGUUGAUGCUGCGGAGGAAGAAACGGAUGAUGAUGAGAAUACGUUCUUUGAUACUCGUGAUUUUCUAUCAUCAGGUUCUUUCAAAAGUAACGAGUCUGAUUUUCGGACAUCGUCAUUCUCUUCAGAUGAUGAAGGGUUUUUUGCUCUUGAAUCAGAAGAUGGCAUUGAUCCUUCGAUUAGAUCUGUUGGAUCAAACCAUCCUUACAUUAAGCGUCGUAAGAAGUUACCUGACCCAAUUGAAAAAGAAAAGGGUGUUAGUCUAUGGUCAAUGAUUAAGGAUAACAUCGGGAAGGACCUAACCAAAGUUUGUCUUCCUGUUUACUUCAACGAGCCUCUCUCUUCAUUACAAAAGUGCUUUGAAGAUUUGGAAUACUCAUAUCUUCUUGAUCGGGCAUAUGAAUGGGGAAAACAGGGUAAUAGUCUUAUGAGGAUUCUUAACGUGGCUGCUUUUGCUGUUUCUGGAUAUGCUUCAACUGAAGGAAGAAUUUGCAAACCAUUUAAUCCAUUAUUAGGGGAAACAUAUGAGGCUGACUAUCCCGAUAAGGGCCUCCGGUUUUUCUCAGAGAAGGUCAGUCAUCACCCCAUGAUUGUUGCAUGCCAUUGUGAGGGUACAGGAUGGAAAUUUUGGGGCGAUAGCAAUCUCAAAAGCAAAUUUUGGGGUCGCUCAAUUCAGCUUGAUCCCAUUGGAGUUUUGACUUUGGAAUUUGAUGAUGGAGAAGUCUUUCAAUGGAGUAAGGUUACAACAUCAAUAUACAAUCUUAUACUGGGAAAACUGUACUGUGAUCACUAUGGUACGAUGCGCAUAGAAGGAAAUCUUGAGUAUUCAUGUAAGCUGAAAUUUAAGGAGCAGUCUAUUAUAGACCGAAAUCCUCACCAGGUACAAGGAAUAGUUCAAGACAGGCAUGGUAAAACAGUGGCAACUCUUUUUGGAAAAUGGGAUGAGAGCAUGUAUUACAUGAAUGGCGACUUUUCUGGGAAGGGAAAAGGGUUUGAGUCUAUGAAAGAAGCCCAGAUGCUCUGGAAGCGAAGUAAACCUCCCAGAUUUCCCACCAGAUACAAUUUGACACGCUUUGCCAUAACGUUGAAUGAGCUCACCCCUGGACUUGAGGAAAAGCUGCCUCCCACAGAUUCAAGGCUUAGACCUGAUCAAAGAUACUUGGAAAAUGGUGAAUUUGAUAUGGCAAAUUCAGAGAAAUUGCGGCUAGAGCAACGUCAGCGCCAGGCCCGAAAUAUGCAAGAGAGGGGCUGGAAACCGCGGUGGUUUGCAAAGGAUAAAGGAAGUGAUUCAUACCGUUAUGUUGGCGGGUACUGGGAGGCCAGAGAUAAGGGAGAUUGGGAUUCAUGCCCUGAUAUAUUUGGCCAGAUCCCUAUCGAUCAGCUCUUUGAUUGA